Messenger RNA from Caenorhabditis sp. 36 PRJEB53466, 3022 nucleotides. The record is from the annotation of a GenBank genome assembly. NCBI's taxonomy places the organism in Eukaryota, Metazoa, Nematoda, Chromadorea, Rhabditida, Rhabditidae.
AUGUUGGUAAAGAGGGGUUAAAGGGGCGGAGCCUACGGAUCUGGAGAUUUGUGAUAAGUGAUAUUUCCAAACAAUUUUAAGAUUGGAAAGUGAUAAAAUUCACCUUAAAACACAAAAUAAACAAGAAUCAUCGAAAAACCGGAAAAUUUUGAGCAUUUUCAACUUUUCAGAACACCUCCUUGGCCUCGAAAAUCGGCGAGCUGACCGCGGAACUGACGACGGCCUACCAGACGUCCAAAACGUUUGAAGAUGAAAAUUUGGAGCUCCUGGAGCAACUGAAAGCGAUAAAACAAGAAGCGUCCCGGCCGGUCACCCUCGAAUCGCUGGAAGAGAACUUUUAUCGGAAAAAGUUUGAGGAAUGCAGUCAGCAGUGUGAGUUGAAUUGAUCUGAAGUGUUGUAACUUUGAAGAGCUACAGUAGCCUUAGGAGUUGUGUUAUUAAAAAGUGGCCAACUACAAAAGUACAGUACCGGACAUGAACUACAUUUUCCUAGUUGACAAUAUUUUUGUGCUACCACUCCUAAGCCUACUGUAGCUGUUCAAAGUUGCAGCACUCAAAACGCAUGCCAAUUGUGUCCUAACUUCCAAGAGCUACAGUAGUCCAGAAAUUGAUAGUAUAAAAAAGUGGUGAACUACAAUAAUACUCUACUAGGUCACAACAGUUUACCUAACAACUUUUGGGGACCAUCAAAAACAUUUGGACCCUGAUAGAUACCCUUAAAGUUGACAGUUUUGUUUUUCAACGAAAACACAAAAGUUGCACAUUUUUCUAGUAGAACAAAUGGAGAACAAAUGGACAGAGGAGAAGAACAACUUUGCGGCGUUCAAGAAGAAAACGAGCGCGAGCAUGAAGGAAUUGAGGGCCGAGCUCAGCGGAUACCGACGGACGGCCCCGCAUUCCGGCGAUCAGGGACCGUGUCUGGCGCCACGUGGCAGUUCCGAUCCUUCGAUGUCAUCGAGAUCCAGGGCCAGUUCGAUAACGAGCGAUGACAGAGUUACGGUACGUUUUUUUGAGCUGUAAUAGUGCUUUGAAGUCUAGAAAACUCAAACGUUUGAAAAGUUCCCAUACAGAGCUGAAUGUCAAACUUUGAACGAGUAUUGUAGACUUUGGAGACGUCCUAUCGUUCUGAAAAAUUGCAUACGUAAUUUUGGCAUUUAGUACUGUAUUUUUGUAGUUGACAACGUUUUUGUACAACCACUCCCUGGAGUACUGUAGCUCUUCAAACUUGGGACACACUAGAAGCCAUGAAAACUUGCAGCCCAACUUUCAAACACUAUAGUACCUUUAAAAGUGAUGGUAAAAAAAAGUGGUCAACUACAAAAAUAUCGUACCAGACAUGUACUUCAACUUUAUAGUUGAUCACUUUUUUGUACACCCCCGCAUAAAACCAUUGUAGCUGUUCAAAGCUUUGCGGACCUUUCUAUCUCUACAAACCGUAUCCCAAUCCUUCCCAAGAGCUACAGUAAUCUUGGAGAAUUGUUUACUACGCAUAUUGUUGUUUUCUUUGAACAGGUGCACAUGUGUUCACUCGAAAACAACGACGAACAAGGAGGUGUGGUUGUAAUCUCACCCAUAUUCCCGAGACAAUGCUCUUGGGAAGAGCUACAGCACCCCUGAGAGUGGCGGUACAAAAAAGUUGUCAAUUACAAUAAUGCAGUAAUAAACAUGUACUAUAACUUUGUAGUUGACAACUUAUCGGUAUGUCUACUCUGCAGGUUACUGUACCUCUUAGAACUUGGGAUACAAUUGGGAGUACUAUAACUUUGAAGAGCCACAGUAGCUUUAGAAGUUGUUCUAUAAAAAAGUGGCCAACUACAAAAAUAUAGUGCUAGACAUUUACUUCAACUUUGUAGUUGACAAUUUUUCGUUAAAACCACUCCGAAGGCUACAAUUUCAGAGCAAUUCGCGGGAAGAAGAAGUCUCGUCAGCGGCCGGCGAAGAAGCGAAGCGACAAGAAGAGCAAGUGCAAAAACAGAAUGUGCAGCAGAUAAUGAUCGAUAAAAUCGUUAUUCUGCAGCGGAAAUUGGCCAGACGCACCGAAAAGUGCGAAUUUCUCGAGGAGCACGUUCGGCAGUGUCUGGAAGAGCUGCAAAAGAAGACCAAGUGAGUACGGUAGCGAACUUUUGAACGGUGACAGAUAGAAAAAAGCGCCAAAAGGGAAAAGGUGUCGAAAAGUGAUUUGCUAUUUUCAGAAUCAUCCAACACUUUGCACUCCGCGAAGAAGCGUCACUUUUGAUGCCUUCCGAAGGAUCUCUCGACAAGGUUUGACCCUUUUUCAUCAACUUUCACAGAAAAAACCGCCCCGUUUCCAGCUUUUCGCAACUUGCGAAUUCGUCCAAGUGAGUCCUCGUUGUUUCCGUUGUAGUGCCCUUUAGUGUGGUCGUUUAGAAACCGAAGAAGCGAAAUGAAAACAACUUUUUCGCACACUUUUUCAGGUGCCAAUCGUACGAAAAAGCUCCGCUUACGCUCUAAUGGGCGCCAUGUUCACGGGCGGCGAAAAGAAGCAGACGCAGAUUUUGACGGAAGUCAACUCGCGUCUACAGGCCGUUCUCGAAGAUGUCAUCCAGAAAAAUAUUUGUAUGCGGGUCAGUUUUUUGGUUUACAAAAGUACGUGGGUCUCGCCACGAAAAACGACAAACGUUUUUGUCUGAAAAUCAACUAGAAGUAUCGAUUUUCUCUUUUUCUAACCACUGUCCAAGUUUGGUGUGAAUCUGAUCAUUUACCGAUGAGUUGGAGCACUUUAAAGUCACCGGAAACGUUUUGAAUAUUGACCCUGCGCCUUUAACCUACCGUACCCUUCGUGGCGAGACCCGUCGAACCUUCAAAGCGAAAUAACUCGCCGCAAAAUGCUCCGUUUGACAUCAAACUUGGACACUGGUUAGAAAAUGUGAAAACUUAUAAAAUUAAGACGGAUAUUUUGUGAUUUCAGAGUUCCGUGGACACGCUGACCGCCGACAACACUCGUUUGUCACGUGAGAACCGUCUGCUGAGCCUGUCGCAAGUACGGACCCAAGAUCAAUAA